This is a messenger RNA of Cercopithifilaria johnstoni, 630 nucleotides long. NCBI's taxonomy places the organism in Eukaryota, Metazoa, Nematoda, Chromadorea, Rhabditida, Onchocercidae. The record is from the annotation of a GenBank genome assembly.
AUGGCAGCAAUAGUCGCUGAUAGAACAUUAUCAAAUGUAAGUUUGAACGAGAGAGAUUUAAGUGGAUCGGAGCGAAUCUUUCAUGGUGUUACUCAUAAACCACAAUUGUUUGCAUUUCUAUACAAUAAACGUGUUGCAAAUUUGAAUAAUUUACUUCCAACAGUGGAAUUAAAAAAUAAUCGAGAACAGUUGGUAUAUGUAAUUUUAGCUAUAUUGGCUUUUUAUCUAUUGCUUGGACAUUUUGCUGAAUUAAUUUGCAAUAUCUUUGGAUUUGCUUAUCCUGCUUAUGCAUCUGUUAAAGCAAUUCGUACACCAAAUAAGGAAGAUGAUACACAAUGGUUAAUGUAUUGGACAGUUUUUGCUACAUUUUCCAUAGUCGAUUCUAUGAUAUCUGUAAUUACAAAUUCUUUCCCCUCAUAUUGGCUAUUUAAGGCAGCAUUCUUACUUUACCUUUAUGUUCCUAACGGUAAUGGAGCACAAAUGUUAUUCUACAACAUUGUCAAUCCAACAAUUUCAACCAUUGAUGAUUUCAUUAAUAGUUAUGGGUGGAAGCAAUUCAUUAAAUUAAACAAUAAUCAAUUAUCGAAUAAUUUCAACGAAUAUAAUAAUUAUAAGAAAAUUAACGAAUAA